This is a messenger RNA of Racocetra persica, 124 nucleotides long. The record is from the annotation of a GenBank genome assembly. Lineage: Eukaryota; Fungi; Glomeromycota; Glomeromycetes; Diversisporales; Gigasporaceae.
GAAUGUUAUGGAAGAAGAAAAAACACAAAAACCAGAAAAUAUGGAAAAUAACUUCAGUCCAAAUAACCCAUACAAGAAUGAUAUUGAAAAAGUAAUUCAGAACAAGGAAGAAGUCACAGCCUAG